Molecule: messenger RNA, 637 nt
Organism: Venturia canescens
Lineage: Eukaryota; Metazoa; Arthropoda; Insecta; Hymenoptera; Ichneumonidae
Gene: RpLP2
Product: ribosomal protein LP2
Exons: 4
Coding region: 138-476 (112 amino acids)
Biological process (GO): cytoplasmic translational elongation
Cellular component (GO): ribosome; cytosolic large ribosomal subunit
Molecular function (GO): structural constituent of ribosome
Source: RefSeq, a predicted model, not a curated record
ACCACGCGUCGAUUCCAAGCUCGAGUGCCAGCGCCAGCCAAGUGAGCCAAGCCAGCUUCUUUCUCGUUUCUUUUCGAAGAACGUACACACUCGACAUUUCAGCGAGUUCCACGUUUCGUGUCGUGACGACUUAAAAAAUGCGUUACGUGGCCGCUUACCUUUUGGCUGCCCUUGGUGGCAAAGCAUCACCCACCCAGACUGACAUUGAAAAGAUCCUGUCGUCAGUUGGUAUCGAAGCAGAUUCUGAAAAGCUCUCCAAAGUCAUCGCUGAGCUCAAUGGCAAAUCCAUUGAAGAUCUGAUCACACAAGGUCGCGAAAAGCUGUCGUCGAUGCCAGUGGGUGGUGCAGCUCCAGCUGCAGCUGCUGCUGCUGGUGGUGCCGCUGCUCCUGCAGAGGUCCAAAAAGAAGAGGAGAAGUCUGCCAAGGAAGACUCCGAUUCCGAGGAUGAUAACUUGGGUUUCGGUCUUUUUGACUAAAAAAGAACGUGCCUGAGCUUCUUCGUCGAGGGGGAGAAUAAAAAUCACUUUAUUCACCAUCUGAGACUCUGACGUUAGGCAGCGUUAUCAAUUAAACAUGUAAUGCUUGUUUGUUAUGGUCCCAAUUGACGAAUAAACAAUUUUUCAUUUUUGCCCUAUAA